UGGAGGCUGUCGUGUGUGGUAUCGGCACGCUCUAGUAAUCGUGAACUGUGCUGCAGUGAUCAGUUUUAAAUACUGCUUUCAUAGAUGAUGUUGGCGUUCAGUUAACCAUCGCUGCUGUUUUCUUCAGAAUCAUUAGUCGAUUUAUGCCAAUACACAGAGACUGACGUGUAGAAUAGUGCUGCAGUACUGGAUCAGCAGAAUGUGUGUUUGUAUACGAAUGCUUUGAGUCUGGGAUUGAAGAUGCUCGUUUAGAUCAAUUCCCAAUUUUUGUCCCAGUGUGGACCAUCCUCUUUCUGGCAAACGUGGAAUAAGAGGCUUUGGAUGCGGCGUCGUUUGCAAUUUCCCUUUACUUCUCUCACUUGGAAACAACGAAUUUUCCAUUUAAGUGCGCAGCCUCCUUAUAUUUAGAAAUUAAUUUGUGGAUGAAGCAUUGGACAUCGGUUGGAUUCUUUGUCUAAAAUAUCGAGAUGAAAUUUCCAAUAGAGACACCAAGGAAACAAGUAAAUUGGGAUCCAGAAGUGGCUGUUCAAUCUAGUAUGCCUGCCUGUGAUGCAAAACCCAAUGACCACUGCCCACUCCCCAGGCUGUCCAUAUCCUCCAGAACCACCAUGGUCUCCAGCAUGGACAACAGCUCCCCCAGCCCGCAGACCGUGAUGAAGUGGAAGACCGUGCUCGCCAUCUUUGUCGUGGUGGUGGCUUACCUGGUGAUUGGGGGACUUGUGUUCCGGGCUCUUGAACAGCCCUUUGAAAGCAACCAGAAGAACACGAUAGCCUUGGAAAAAUCGGAAUUCCUCCAGAAACAUCCUUGUGUGAAGUCAGGCGAACUUGAGGCCUUGAUACAGCAUGCUAUUGAUGCUGUGAGUGCUGGAGUGAGUCCAAUAGGAGAGACAUCCAACAAUAUGAGCCACUGGGACCUCGGGAGUGCUUUCUUCUUUGCUGGGACCGUAAUAACCACCAUAGGUUAUGGAAACAUUGCUCCAAGUACGGAAGGAGGUAAAAUCUUUUGUAUCUUUUAUGCCCUAUUUGGAAUACCUCUGUUCGGAUUUCUACUAGCUGGAAUUGGGGACCAACUUGGGACAAUAUUUGUGAAAAGCAUUGCAAGAGUGGAGAAGGUAUUUAGGAAGAAGCAGAUAACCCAGACCAAGAUCCGAGUGAUUUCGACCAUCAUGUUCAUUUUACUCGGCUGCAUCGUGUUUGUCACAAUUCCAGCUGUGAUUUUCCAAUCCAUCGAAGAGUGGGAGACGCUGGAUUCUCUGUACUUUGUAGUGAUCACCCUCACAACUGUAGGGUUCGGGGAUUAUGUUGCAGGUGGAAACAAAAUAAUCCAUUACCGGGAGUGGUACAAACCGCUGGUGUGGUUCUGGAUCCUGGUCGGCCUUGCUUACUUUGCAGCAGUGCUUAGCAUGAUCGGGGACUGGCUGAGAGUCAUAUCGAAGAAAACAAAAGAAGAGGUUGGUGAGAUAAAAGCUCACGCUGCUGAGUGGAAGGCCAGUGUGAGAGCAGAGUUCAGAGAAACCAGAAGGCGGAUGAGCACAGACAUCCAUGACAAGCUCCAGAGGGCAGCAACCAUGCGGAGCAUGGAGCGACGGAGGCUGGGCCUGGAUCAGAGAGCUCACUCCCUGGACAUGCUGUCUCCAGAGAAAAGAGCCGUCUUCGCUAGCCUGGACACUGACCGCUUCAAAACAUCUUCACAGGAAAGCAUCGACGCCAAACUAAACAACCUGCGGCUCCGGAUGUCCGAGCAGUACGACCAGCAAGGCUCCUCUGAGGAUAACAUCUUCAACAGAUUCAGUUCUUUGACCAGGCUGGCUAAGAGGAACAAAAACAAGGACCUCAAGAAGAACAUACCAGAUGAUGUCAAGAAAAUAUAUGAGAAUUUUGGGAGCUGCUCAACAGAUGAAGAGAAAAGAGAAGACGAACAGGAAAAGGAGUGCAACACCAGCGUGCCAGACUUUGAAAACACACCGAGAUCCGAGCUGCAGAAUGGAAGUAUACCCAAUGUAACCAAAGAAUACGAUAACAAAUAAUCACUAGAAGAAAAAAAAACAACCAGACAAAUCCUUAAUGGGUGAAUCAGUAGGUCGUUUUUAAAUAUCUCAAAACGUGCCUUAUAUUUCCGGGAAGGUACUUUACGUGUAGACUUGAGACGGAGCAAGGUCUGCCGUAUACACUGACAUUGUUCACUGUGCCCUCGUGACUGAAGUUUCAUUUGCCAAAAUGAAAAAAAAAAGGUCAGCCUGUCGAGAAAGCUACCAAGGAUGGUGGCUGCCAAAAUGUUUUAUUACUUGAUAAUUGUGAGAACAAUUGCUUAUUUAUAAAAUGAAGAAGAAGGUUUUUAGGAGGCAAUGUUUAGAACUGACCUAAUCCAAUGGGAAAAAAACUGUAGCAUAAUACAAUACCAUAUAUAUUAUGACUGUGUUUUCUUUUGGGAAUGUGACCUUAACUAGUGUUUCACUAUUACAGUCUUACUCCACAGACUAGUAAUGGUCCUGGUGUAAUUGUUUUACUUGGAGUUGUUGAAGCGAGACAACACAGUUGCUUUAAAGCAGCUUUAAAAAAAAAAAAACAGAUAUGAAGACUUUAAAUACUGGAAGAUUUAAAAAAUCAGAAGAUUAAAAAAAUCUUCUAAUUUAAUUUUAGAGACUAUUAAGGUGUACAGGUUUUUUUUUUAAGCUUAUUGUUGAUACUUAGAUUGAUACAUAUUGAUGCAGAGAGCUUGUAAUGGGGAAAAAAACUAAAAAAAAACAUGUGCAUGAGUUCAGAAAAAUGCUGUCUUAUUAAGUAUAUUGAAAAAAAUAUCAAGUUCGUGAUUACAAAAAAACGAAACCUCAGGGCUUGUUGUCCUAUUAUUGAUGUAUACAAAUACGUUUUAAAAUGUGCUGCAUUCACACUGAAAAAAAAGAACAGUAGUCAGACAGAGCUCCGCUAGGCCUCAUUUUGAUAUAACUCUACGCAGAUUCCACUUUAAACAGUAGUUUGUAGAGAUAAGCCAUACAUUGAAAAAAAAAAGCGUUCAAAUCAGUGACACAUUUAAGAAAGAAAUGAGUUCCCGAGACAGUAGUUUACAAAAUUUGCAGAAAUAACACUAUGGCUGCUAUUUAUUAUUUGACCUUGUGUGCUUUUUUUAAAAUGGAAGUACAGUGUAUGUCUAUUAAAGGUUGCCAUACCCAAUAUUUGGUAUAGGUUUGCUUGAACCGUAAACAAAUGAGCUCAUAAUGGCUGCAUUUAUACCGUUUUAACACAAGGAGGGACAGUGGAUCAGUGUCGUCUUCUGUUAAAGGAGCAGAAAUACCAGCAAUGCGAAAUGAAGACCAAACAAAACGUUUUAGGACAGAAAUUUGAUUUGGUCUUGAUCCCUUAAAGAAUUCUGAGUUUAUUUAAGUGUGUGCAAAUAGUUUUAUAUGUUUUAGUGUGCUCAGGUUUUUUAGGCGUGUUUGUGCACAAGUUAUGAAUAAUAUGCAUAUUCUGAAAAUACAGUAUUUAAUCUCCUGUUCCUUCAGUCUUUAUUUUCAGUGAGGCUAGUUAACGUAUUGAGUCAGAUUUGUACAUCUGCUGCUCUUUUGAAUGAUUUUUGAAAGUUGUUUCCAAUUAGGUAGUUAUUGGUCUGUGUGCCGCAGCAUUAGUGAACAACAUAAAAUAAUAAAAAAUAUGAACAAAACUAAAGAAACCAAGUCUGGUAGACAAGGAUUUUCAAAGGUGUCUUCUUACUUAUAUGCAAGACAAAGAAUAAACUUGCAGUAUACAAAUAUUGACUGGAGUUGAGGCGUGUGAAAAAUUGUGAAGUGUGAAAAAUUGACAGCCAAUGGUUUUUAUUGCUCAGUGGAGUUAACCUUUUCAAACCAAGGGUGACAUUUUUACCAUGGUAACAAGUUAUUAACACUUUUUAAAAAAACGAUUAUUUAUCCAGAAAAUCUCUCAUGCUGUAGCUGGUGCGCCAUUUUGUUUAUUGUAGGGUGGCUUCAGAGGGCAUCUGUUUUUUGGGUAACAACGCAAAACUAUUUUGGUCAUAUGACCAUGCAUUAACCAAUUGGAAUGCAGCACCUUUGCUUACCACUAAAGAGCCUUAAAACAUUUGUCUGCUGGACAUGAGUUUCUGAAGUUAUGAACAAACUCGCAAUUAUUUCUUUCUGGAAUACUGAAGGGAGGCAUACCAGCAUACAAAUUUUGCAAAGGCAUUGACAAUAAAGCCCAUUGUGUGUCCUGUGCAGAUAUUAGAAAUAUUUAAAUUGUACAUGCAGGUGGAACGCGAGGCGAUAUAUGUUAUAAACACAACUUGUUACCAUUCUUGAUCAAUCUGCCGUGCUGUAGCCAGGCUUACUUGGCAAUUGCCUAGUGUGAAUGCAGCAGUUAAUUGAUUAAAGUUCAUUCUUAAAACAAUAAAAUACAAAAAAAUAGCAUGCAAGUCUGCUAAUAUAUUAUAUAAUGGUAUUGAUUGUACUUGUGAGCUACAAUAGAUCAAAUUUAACAUGAAAGUUUUAAAGGAGUUGGAAUGAGCAGGGUACCCGCUCAAUUUACGCAUUGUGAAAAGCAUUAAAUGUGCGACCAUUACAUUAAAUGUAGUGAGUGCAUUUUGGAAAUAAAUAUCAUAGUCAAUGAACAAAUGUAACAGUGCUAAGUGUGGCUUGUAUUUGGUCUAUGUCUAUGGCAAUCCUUUUCAUAAACCUAUGCCUCAUUUUA
Messenger RNA from Acipenser ruthenus (sterlet), 4677 nucleotides. Its product is annotated as potassium channel subfamily K member 10-like. Bases 468 to 2027 code for a protein of 519 amino acids. Gene Ontology annotation, cellular component: membrane. The record is from RefSeq and is a predicted model, not a curated record. NCBI's taxonomy places the organism in Eukaryota, Metazoa, Chordata, Actinopteri, Acipenseriformes, Acipenseridae. The transcript has 7 exons. Gene Ontology annotation, molecular function: potassium ion leak channel activity. Gene Ontology annotation, biological process: potassium ion transmembrane transport; stabilization of membrane potential.